AGAUGAUGUUUCUAUGGAAACACCUAGUGCUGCUAUCAAUCACUGGCUGCCUUGCAGUUUGUGCAGAGGAUGCACAUUUUCGUGGUCCAAGCUGGAUAACAGAGCCCAGUGACCUGAUUCUUCCCAUCCACUCACCUAAACAGGAGGCAAUUCUAACAUGUGAGGCUUCUGGCACCCCUCCUCUACAGUACAGAUGGUUUCUGAACGGCACUCUCAUUGAUCUGGACGGUGACGAAAGACGCCAUGUGUCAGGAGGGAACCUGUUUAUUAACACACUUAAGAGGGAAGAGGAUGCAGGGAUCUACCAAUGUUCAGCCACUAAUGCCCGUGGCACCAUCCUGAGCCACAGAGCCACUUUGCAGUUUGCAUAUCUUGAAAACUUCAAAACCCAGCCAAGAAGUGCUGUGAAUGUAAGAGAAGGCCAAGGAGUCGUUCUGUUAUGUGGAACUCCAAUGCAUUCUGGAGAUCUCAAUUUUGCCUGGAUCUUCAAUGAAUACCCAAACUUUGUUCAGCAGGACAGCAGGCGCUUUGUGUCCCAAGAGACUGGAAACCUUUACAUUGCUAAGGUGGAACCAUCUGAUGCAGGCAACUACACAUGUGUCGUGAACAACAGCAUCACAGAAGAAAAAGUCUUAAGUUCUCCCACCCCUUUGGUGCUGAGAAACGAUGGAGCAAUGGGAGAGUAUGAGCCCAAAAUAGAAGUUCAUUUCCCAGACACUGUUCCUGCUGCGAAAGGAUCUUCUGUGAAACUGGAGUGCUUCGCCUUGGGGAAUCCAGUUCCUAAGAUCACUUGGAGAAGAACUAACGACGUGCCAUUUCCCAGUAAAGUCAAGCUGAGAAACUCCAAUGCUAUUUUGGAGAUCCCACGGUUUCAGCAGGAAGACACUGGCACCUACGAGUGUGUUGCAGAGAACAGUCGAGGGAAGAAUGUAGCAAAAGGACGCCUUGCAUUUCAUGCCAAACCUCACUGGUUGGAGACAAUGACAAGCACGACCUUGUCUAUCGAAGACAGGCUGUCUUGGGAAUGCAAAGCCAAUGGAAAGCCCAAACCAUCUUUCAGCUGGCUGAGGAAUGGAGAAACACUUAUGUCUCAGGGCCGGGUGUUGAUAGAGAAUGGUGCUCUUACAAUAACUUCACUGAUCCUAUCUGAUGGAGGAAUGUAUCAGUGUGUAGCGGAAAACAAGCAUGGCAUUGUUUAUGCCAGCGCUGAACUGAUGGUUCUGGCUUCACCACCCAGUUUCUCCCAGAAUCCAUUAAGAAGCGUGAUGAAAGUUCUUGCUGGAACAGUAGUGACUCUCAACUGCAGGCCACAAGCUUCACCCAGAGCCAUCAGCCUGUGGAAAAAAGGAAGUGAGAUGUUUCCGAAGAAUGAAAGAUUUUCUGUCUUCUCUAAUGGGACGCUGAAGAUUGCCAAUGUGACUAAGCAAGACGGGGGCAUUUACACAUGCAUUGCCAAAAACCAGUUUGGCAGUGCGAGUACAACAGGCCGCCUGUUGAUCACGGAGCCGAGCAGGAUUACGCAGAGCCCUAGCAGCAUGGAGAUCAUGGUGGGUGAGAGCAUUGUACUACCCUGCCAGGUAUCUGUUGAUCCAGCACUUGACGUGAGCUUCUCCUGGGCAUUUAAUGGCCAGCUCAUCGACUUUCAGCACGACUCCGAGCACUUUGAGAGAGUUGGCAGUAAGUAUGCUGGGGACCUUAUGAUUCGAAAUAUUCAACUAAAUCACGCUGGAAAAUAUGUCUGUAUUAUUGAUACGGAUGUGGAGAGCUUGUCUGUGGAUGCAGUCCUUAUUGUAAAAGGUCCCCCCAGCCCCCCUGAUACUGUGCUAGUGGAGGAAAUUACAGACAGCACAGCUCAGCUUUCAUGGAGCCCUGGAAGGGACAAUGGCAGCCCCAUCACAGGCUAUGUCAUCCAGGCCAGGACCCCCUACACCGUGGGUUGGCAGGCAAUAGAGACAGUUCCUGAGGUGAUUGAUGGAAACACUCUGACUGCCACGGUGGUGGAUCUUAAUGCCUGGGUAGAAUACCAGUUCAGAGUGUUGGCCAGCAACAGUGUGGGGAUGGGAGAACCAAGCCCUUCCUCUGUCAAAACCAGGACAGAAGAUGCUAUUCCAGACACGGCUCCCACUGAUGUAGGAGGUGGAGGAGGCACCAAGUCAGAAUUAGUGAUAACAUGGGAGCCUGUCCCAGAAGAGCUUCAAAACGGAGAGGGCUUUGGUUACAUUAUUGCCUUUCGACCGGUGGGGACGGUUACCUGGACCCGGGCGGUGAUCUCCUCCCCCAGUGCGGCACGAUAUGUUUUCCGCAACGACACACUUCCACCUUUCUCACCAUUUGACAUCAAAGUGGGUGCUUUCAACAACCGUGGAGAAGGACCCUUCAGCUCCAUCACCACUGUGUUUUCAGCAGAAGAAGUGCCGAGCAUAGCACCUGAGAGAGUUGUGGUGAGAAGCCUCUCCGCCUUCGACAUUGAAGUCAGCUGGGAAACAGUAAUCACCAGUCCUGAGAGAGUGCUCGGCUAUGAGGUGGUGUAUUGGGAAGAUGACACUAAGCCUGAAACCAUAGGUAAAAUGAGAAUCAGCAGCAACUCCACUGCAGUCAAUGUUAGUGGUCUACAGGGCAACAGACUGUACUAUUUAGCUGUGUGUGCCUUCAAUACUGCGGGAAGUGGUCCUCAGUCUCUGCCCGUUAAUGUUACCACCAAGAAACCACCUCCAGGGCAGCCACCACAAAACGUAGAGUGGAGUCUGAUAGGCUCACAGCUCACAAUGCAGUGGGACCCAGUUAUAGCCCUGGAUACUGAGUCUGAAGUUACUGGAUAUGUAGUGCUGUAUAGGCGGCAUCGUAACAAUGACAUGUUCACCAUCACCACCAACAACACCAAAGUGGAGCUAACGCUUUCUCCCAAUGACAACUACGUCAUUCAGAUUAAGUGCGUGAGUGAGGGCGGCCUGGGAGAAGGAAGUGAACCCAUCCACGUUCACCAACUUAGCAUGGGAGCACAAGGUUCUGGAAUUGGAAAAACAGAUGCCAUGGCACUUCCUCCUCUCCUCAUUACUGCACUCCUGGCUCUUACAACGGCCUCCUGA
This is a messenger RNA of Trichomycterus rosablanca, 3086 nucleotides long. It is a transcript of the gene cntn3b, whose product is annotated as contactin 3b. Gene Ontology annotation, cellular component: axon; plasma membrane. Gene Ontology annotation, molecular function: cell-cell adhesion mediator activity. NCBI's taxonomy places the organism in Eukaryota, Metazoa, Chordata, Actinopteri, Siluriformes, Trichomycteridae. Gene Ontology annotation, biological process: cell-cell adhesion; brain development; axon guidance. The record is from RefSeq and is a predicted model, not a curated record. The transcript has 22 exons. Bases 3 to 3086 code for a protein of 1027 amino acids.